Messenger RNA from Mesorhabditis belari, 1374 nucleotides. Lineage: Eukaryota; Metazoa; Nematoda; Chromadorea; Rhabditida; Rhabditidae. The record is from the annotation of a GenBank genome assembly.
AUGGCGCUUUUCAAAGAUCCAAGAACAGCUAUUCUCAUCAUUGUCUACAUUGGACUAUUUCUUGAUUUCAUUUUGAUGUCUGUUAUUAUUCCAAUUAUCCCUGAAUAUCUUCUCCGAAUCGCUCACCCAAACGAGACUGAAUUUUUGUUGAGUCAGGGAACAAACGUCACAGCCAAUGAAUCGGCAAAACGCCAUGAUUUAAUUAUGGAAUCCGGCGUCUAUUUCAGUAUUCUUUAUGGAGCAAAAGCGUGCUUACAACUUUUAACAAAUCCAAUUGUUGGACAUUUUACAAAUCGAAUUGGUUCUUCUUUACCAUUAUUUAUUGGAUUUUCUAUUAUGACUGGUUCAACUGUGCUCUUUGCUUUCGGAACGAGUUUUCCAGUUUUAUUGAUCGCAAGAGCUUUACAAGGAGUCGGAUCAGCUUGUACGGCGACAGGAGGAAUGUCUCUACUCGCCAAAAUCUACACUGAUGAAAAGGAGCGAAGUUGGGCUAUUGGAAGCGCUUUGGCAGCAACAGCAUUAGGAGAUAUGGCUGGUCCACCAUAUGGAGGCACUCUAUAUCAUUAUGCCGGCAAAGAACUACCAUUUCUGAUUCUCGCCUCAUUGGGAGCCAUUGGUGGCGUUCUUCAACUCAUUAUGCUUUCCCCAAAAAUCGAGAAAAAUCAAGCCGACGAGAAGCCGAGUUCAAUGAAGGCUUUACUUUUUGAUCCAUAUGUCAUUAUCAAUCUCGCUGGCAUCUUAUUCACUUAUCUUGGUUGGUCAGCUAUGCAAGCAGUGAUUCCUGUUUGGUUAAUCGACAAUUUUGGAGCGAACUCGCUUCAAAGAGGUUUAAUCUAUCUUCCUUGUUCGAUUAUGUAUAUCUUUGCAACUAGUUUCUUUGGUCCAAUUGCAUACAAAAUUGGAAGAUGGCGGACGGCACUUCUUGGUCUAACUCUCAUGAGUCUUUCUCAAUUUUUUGUACCACUUGUACCCAGUCUUUAUUGGUUAACUGGUCCCUUUUUUGUCCUUGGAAUCAUGAUUGCAAUUGUUGACUCUGCUCUUUACCCAAUGUUAAGCUAUUUGGUGGAAAUUCGACAUCAAAAUGUAUUUGGAUCAGUCUACGCGAUGGCUGAUGCAGUCUAUUGUAUUGCUCAAAUGGCUGGCCCGUUUACAGCUGGUCAAAUCGUUGAUCGAAUCGGAUUUAGAUACACCACACAGCUUGCCGCUUUGCUGACUUUCCUGGCAGCUCCAAUGAUGUUCUUCUUGCGAAAUCCGUCAGUCAAGAAUCCUAAAAAGCUCUUAACUAAUGACACCAAUGCUUAUUCGCAAUCGAUCAGCUCCCAAGAUAUCGCUAAAAAGGAUAAAGUUGUUGAAGCACAUGAAAUCGAUUCAAAA